This is a messenger RNA of Apis mellifera (honey bee), 1143 nucleotides long. RefSeq names its product transmembrane protein 53-A. The record is from RefSeq and is a predicted model, not a curated record. Gene Ontology annotation, molecular function: serine hydrolase activity. The transcript has 6 exons. The coding region runs from base 155 to 1105 and encodes 316 amino acids. NCBI's taxonomy places the organism in Eukaryota, Metazoa, Arthropoda, Insecta, Hymenoptera, Apidae.
CAAAUUUAACACAUUAUUUGUUGGAGCUAAUGAAAACUACAAUUGAUAAAAUAAUCAGUUAAAAGUCCACCAUAAUCAUUUUAAAUUGCAAAGUAACUACAUACAAAGAAGUGAACAAUAUCAGAACGACAAUUUUACGCAUUGUUUAACAAUAAUGGUAGUUGAAAGAGUAGUAUUAUCUACUUUGACAAGAAUAAGAUUGAUGUCUUGUAUAAAACCACAAUUGUUACAGCAGAAACAAAAUUUGACUAACUUUUUAUUGAUGUGUAAAUUAUCAAGUUACCGUGUUACAAAAAAUAUUGAACAUAUUUUGCAUGAUAAUCAAACUAGAAAUGAUGCAAUUAUACAGAAUUUUAAUAAUGAAAAAAAUAGACCUUUAAUAAUUUUACUUAGUUGGUUGUUACCAAAGCAUAAACAUAUUAUGAAAUUUGCAAAUUUAUAUGUGGAACAAGGGUUUGAUAUUGUUAUAUUAUCAAUUACACCUUGGCAACUAAUAUGGCCUACAAAAGGAUCUAGGUUAGUUGCUUCAGAUUUAUUGGAAUUUCUAAUAGAACAUCAAAAUUAUCAGCAAAUAGUAUUACAUGGAUUUUCAGUAGGUGGAUAUAUGUGGGGAGAAAUUUUGGACUUAAUACAGAGUGAUUAUCAAAAAUAUAAUAAUGUAAUUGAAAGAAUUGUUGGUCAAAUAUGGGAUAGUUUAGCUGAUGUGACUGAAUUAUCAAUAGGUGUACCACGUGCUAUAUUUCCAAAUAAUAAAAUGCUACAAAAUAUGUUUCAAAAAUAUUUAGAAUAUCAUAUGAAAGCUUUUUAUAAACAAUCUACACAAUAUUACAUAAGAUCUAGUCAAUUGUUUCAUACAAAUUUGAUACAUAGUCCAGCAUUAUUUUUUGUAAGUAAAACGGAUCCAGUAGGUUCACUAUCAAGUAAUUUAAGAGUAAAGAAUCAAUGGGAUACUGUGGGUAUAAAGACUUAUAUCAAAGUAUUUGAAAAAUCUCCACAUGUUGGGCAUUAUCGUAAAUAUCCAAAAGAAUAUGUUGCAGAAUUGUAUACUUUUUUGAAUAAAUUACCUUUAAUACAAUAUGAAAAGAAAAUGGGAGCACAGUUUUGAAUAUUUUAUUGCUGAUAUUUUUAAAAUAUUGAAGUAUU